Strongylocentrotus purpuratus (purple sea urchin) is the source of this 1745-nucleotide messenger RNA. RefSeq names its product gem-associated protein 8. Gene Ontology annotation, biological process: spliceosomal snRNP assembly. The record is from RefSeq and is a predicted model, not a curated record. The annotation marks the transcript as partial. Lineage: Eukaryota; Metazoa; Echinodermata; Echinoidea; Camarodonta; Strongylocentrotidae. Gene Ontology annotation, cellular component: SMN complex. The transcript is spliced from 2 exons.
CAUCAUCCUCAUCAUCAUCAUCAUCAUCAUCAAGACAGCUUCCACCAUCAUCAUCAUCAUCCAUACAAGCCCCAUCCAGCAGCAUCUAGUUACCGUGGCAGCAAACAGUACGUUACCGAUCAGAGUGAUGUUGAUUACAACGGUUUCAGCGAGACACAGCAGGAGGAUGACGAUGAAGGCCAAGUCUACGGAGAAGGAGGCGAGGAGGAAGAGUUUGAAGUGGAGCUGAGCGAGGAGAUGCGGCAGUUCUUCCUUCAGUCGCAGAAGCAUCGAGAGGAGCUGAAGGAGCUUAGACUCGCUAUCAACCAAAAGGAACAUGCGGAAAGGACUAAAGAUGGCGAUAUGGCACAUGAAAACGCAGAAGAAGAUGAGUCCUAUGAUGAUGAGUUUGAGAUGAGCUUUACCAGCUCCAAGAAGGGCAAGAAGAAACAUAUAAUUGGUGCCCCAGUAGAACAGCCUGGUAGGAGAAGAGCAGAGGAGAUGAAGAUUCUGUAUGGCAAGGAUUCACCAGCCAUUCACGGGAUGGAGACAGCUAUCCAGAUGCAGUUUGACAGGAACUGUGACAAAAAGCAGCCCAGUUUCUGGCCUACUGUACCCCUCAAAAUGUAGCCAAAAUGGAAAACACUGCCGAGAAAUAGAGUUACGAAAUGCUAACAUCAUAUUCGCUCGUCGUCCAGGUUCCUGGUUCUGAGGUUAAUCGCGGAAUUAUUCAAGCAACGGGCUGGAGCAGGGCACAUGCAGUGUUUGGCGCUGCCAUGAUCACCACGCAAUUGUUUGGCACAAAAUUGUUUGGGACCAGCAUUCUUGACAACUUGGCCAGUAUGACGUCACCCUUUGGUACUCGGCCCCUUUCCUAAAUGAUUUUUCAUUGGUUCAGAUAAGACAUGAUUGAAAUGCCUAAAAGAAACGUUACAACAAAUUGAAAAUGUUUUAUGGCAUGAAGAUGGGCUAUGAUCCAUCCGGUUUGAUAGGAACUGUGACAAAAAACAAGCCACCUUCUGGCCUACUGUACCCAAGAUGUAGCCUAUGUGACAUGAACUAUCUGAAAAUAGGUGUUUCCUAGUGAUCUUCAUGAAGCCUUGUGAGGUCAUAACAUGGUAAACUGCCUCAAAUUACAAUUCUACAGCAAAUGGAAAUAUUUGAAGGCAUGAAGAAAGAGCAUCCCACCUUUGGGCGUACCGUACCCCUGAAGAUGUGGUUGUAAUGGAAUCGUUGGUAGAAAACAAGCUUUUCUUGACAAUUUAUUAUUAAGCCUCGACUUUGUUCAGACAUUCCCUUGUAACCUGCCAAAGAUAUAAAAACACCAUUGUAAGAGAAAAAAAUUAUGUGUACAUUAAUAGCAAGUGGAGGUGAAAAGUUUACAAAUAGCUGCAUGCAAUAAAGUCCUUUAAGUCUAGGUUUUUUAACCAGGGUGCCACAAGAGAUGAUAUUUCUUAUUUUUAAACAUUAUUUUGGAAGAACAUCAAUUUUGUGAAAACACAAUAGGAGAAAUUGCCGGAGUAUAUAAUUUCAUGAGAAAAUUGAAUUUCAAAAAUUACGAAGUGCCUUUCUUUCUUGCUCGCUUUGCAUAAUGUGAUUGGUUUGGCCAUGUGCACUUUUAAAAUGGUGCCUGUCGGGAAUACUCCCUAGGGCGUGGAGUGUGUGCACUCUCAUAUUCAGAUUAGCAAUUUAAUUCAAUGACCGGGGUAGAAAAUGAUUACAAUCUAAAGUGCUUAGAAACAUAGUAUUAAAAGGCAACCCAAUCC